Messenger RNA from Homalodisca vitripennis (glassy-winged sharpshooter), 1060 nucleotides. RefSeq lists its product as uncharacterized. Lineage: Eukaryota; Metazoa; Arthropoda; Insecta; Hemiptera; Cicadellidae. The record is from RefSeq and is a predicted model, not a curated record. The transcript has a single exon. The coding region runs from base 141 to 992 and encodes 283 amino acids.
GCUCAACCUUAAAAAUGAAGAAAUGAAUUAGCAAAUUAACUAAAAUACUUGAGGGUUUUAUUACAAACUAUUGGUUCCGCUAUAAAAAUUUAAUUGUAGUUAUUUAAUAGUGUGUAGGUAUAUAAUUUAAUUUUGACGCUAUGGGUGUACGUAAUAAGAAAUAUUGUUCAUUUCAGAUGCCCGAAAAUGAAGAACAGUGGCUAUGCGAAUCCAAGAAAUUUGAAGAGAAGUGGGACUUCCCCCAUGCUGUUGGAGCCAUCGACGGAAAGCAUGUAGCAAUACAAUGUCCGCCCAAAAGCGGGAGCGAAUACUUCAACUACAAGUCCUUUUUCAGUUUUGUAUUAUUUGCGCUUGUCGACGCUGAUUAUAACUUCAUGUUUGUGGAUGUUGGAUGUCAAGGCAGGAUUUCAGAUGGUGGAGUUUUCAAAAAUUCUCAGUUGUACGACAAUAUUGAAAAGGGCAACUUGAAACUUCCCCCACCAUCUCCACUGCCGAAUUCGAGUAUCCCCAGCCCGUACGUCAUUUUGGGGGACGAUGCUUUUGCAUUGAGUGACAGUUUGAUGAAACCGUACUCUGGUUAUCAUCCACAAGGGUCCCCAGAAAGAAUUUACAAUUACCGAUUGAGCCGGGCCAGAAGGGUGGUAGAGAAUGCUUUUGGCAUUUUAGCUUCUGUGUUUCGUGUGCUAAGGAAACCUUUGCUUUUGGAAACUGAGAACGCCAAGUGGGUUGUAAUGGCCUGCGUUUACCUCCACAAUUUUCUACGUAGAAGUGCAAGUUCGUCACGUCUAUAUUGCCCAGUGGGUGCUUUGGAUACCGAGGAAAAUGGAGAGGUUACACCUGGUACCUGGAGAAAUGAGGUGGCUCCGGCAUCCCUUCUUGGUUUGAAAAAAGUACCCAGGAGAUCAAAUUCUACUGCUAAAGAUAUCCGCGAGGCCUUUGCAACAUACUUCAUGACAAAUGGAGCCGUAUCAUGGCAAAACGAUUACGCAUGAUAGCAUUCUGAUUGCGCCUAAACCUCAAGUUAUCAACACUGAAGAUAGCCCUAAGGAUAGUUAUAGUA